AUGAGAAUCUGUGCCUUUGUUUUAAUAGCUCUUGUUGCAAUUGCUGCUGCCUAAUAAGAUACUUAUACUAAUGAUCAAAGAAAUUAAGUUUUGGAGUGUAUGCGAAAAAUUGGAGAACCAUGCCAAAGUGGUAACAAUGAAGUAAAUGAAGCUUGCCUAGAUGAACUAGACUAACUCGAUUAAUGCUUUAAUUAAUGUAUUGAUGAAAAUAAAGAAACCACCAAUAAUAUUAUUGGAUGUGUAUAAUUGAAUUGCAAAUCCGAAAAUAAUAAUGCCUAAACUUUCUUUGAUUAGAAGACUGCUUGUAUGGCCAUUUUAGAAGAAAAUCCUUCUAUUAAUGAUGAAGAAGAAAUCGAUUUAGAUAACAACGAUAUAGAUAUUAUUGAAAAUCCAUGCGAAAGUGAUACCGAGGAAGAAUUUUAAGCUUGUGAUGCAGAAUUAGUGAUAAUCGAAAGAUGCUACUAUGAAUGUAUUGAUCAAUAUGAAGAAAACUCUAAUGAAUUUAUCAUAUGUUAUAAAUCAAAUUGCAAAUCUGAUAAUAAAAAAGCAUAAGCUUACUUUGAUAAGAAGCUUCCUAAUACUAGCACUGAUAUAGAUAAUCCUUCUAGUAAAGAUGAAAAGAAAAUUGAUUUAGAUUAGGAGAACAUCAAUAAUACUGAAACUCCAUGCCAAGCUGGUAGCGAAGAUGAAAUAAAAGCUUGCCAAGAAGAAUUAAACAAACUCGAAAACUGCUUAACUUAAUGUACUGAGCAAAAUAAAGAAAACACUCUUGAAAUUAUCAGAUGUUAUAAAUCGAACUGCAAAUCCGAAAAUAAUGAUGUCUAAGAUUACUUUGAAAAGAAGAUUGCAAGUAUGAAUACUGGAAUUAACAUUCUUGCUUUUACUGUCAUAGCUUCAGUUCUCUCUCUAUUAUUAUGA
Tetrahymena thermophila SB210 is the source of this 918-nucleotide messenger RNA. Its product is annotated as transmembrane protein, putative. The transcript has a single exon. The record is from RefSeq and is a predicted model, not a curated record. Lineage: Eukaryota; Ciliophora; Oligohymenophorea; Hymenostomatida; Tetrahymenidae.